Messenger RNA from Cladophialophora bantiana CBS 173.52, 402 nucleotides. RefSeq lists its product as uncharacterized. The coding region runs from base 1 to 402 and encodes 133 amino acids. The transcript has a single exon. NCBI's taxonomy places the organism in Eukaryota, Fungi, Ascomycota, Eurotiomycetes, Chaetothyriales, Herpotrichiellaceae. The record is from RefSeq and is a predicted model, not a curated record.
AUGGCGUCUUUUAGCAAACCCCUACCGCUUCUAGACCUCGAGCCGAUUAUUCGUCUCCUGCUCAUUCUCAAUAACUCGGUAGCACUUGGCCUCAGCUUUGCUGUGAUGUCUCCGAUCUUCAUCGUCUUAGGUGCAGUGUUUGGAAUAUCCAUCCUCUACAAUCUGGGGGUCAUUCUGCUCAGACUCCGGCAAAAACGUCCGACAUGGAAUGACAACAACGAUGGCCGCGAGGAUAUCCGAUGUCCAUCUGUCUUCCAACUCACAAUCGAUGCGCUUGGUGUCCUUACGUUCCUGGUCCUCUAUGUCUGCAGCACCAUUGAAACCGCCACUAGAGGAAGCUGGCAAUGGAACCCGACGAUGAUGAUGUCGUACUCAACUAUUGGGGCCUUGGUUGCUUUGUAA